AGUUAAAAAGACACUUAACUCCCUUGUGAGAAAGGAAAAAGAAUUCCUGUCAUGUUAGUUAAGUUGGAGAGAGAGAACAAUUGAAUACAAGUAGGUGAGAGAGAUCAGAAAGAGAGAGAGAGAGAGAGAGAGCAACAUCCAUUCCAUUCUUGAUUUCUUAAUUUCUCCAGUUUAAUUAGGAGAACUGGUCUUUAUUUGUUUCUUCGUUUAUUAUUAGGCAAAUUUGCAGAAUGUACAAGAAUCAGCUGCAGGAGCUAGCUCAGAGAAGCUGUUUCAAUCUGCCUUCAUAUGCGUGCAUAAGGGAAGGUCCAGAUCACGCCCCUCGAUUCAAAGCUUCUGUCAAUUUUAACGGUGAGAUCUUUGAGAGCCCCACUUACUCAACCACCUUGAGACAGGCGGAGCACUCCGCCGCCGAGGCCGCUCUCAAUUCUCUCUCCUCCAGAGGCCCCUCCAGGUCUUUAACUGCUAGGGUUCUUGAUGAAACCGGAGUGUACAAGAAUCUACUUCAGGAGACUUCUCACAGAGCUGGUUUAAAACUUCCUUUAUACACCACUGUGAGAUCGGGUCCCGGACACGUCCCUGUUUUCACGAGCACCGUUGACCUCGCCGGCAUGACCUUCACCGGAGAAUCAGCCAAGACUAAAAAACAAGCCGAGAAGAAUGCUGCCAUUACUGCUUGGUCUGCUUUGAAAGCAAUGCCAAAUUUGGGUCCAUUGUGUGAGGCAAGUAAGGAGAUGGUGGUGUGUGAAGAUGAAGAUCACAACGGAACUGGGAGAAGAAGAAGAAGAAGAAUGAUUGGAGAGAGAGAAGAAGAAGAAGAAGAAGAGUUGUCUAUUAGAAGAAGGGAUCAGCAGCCAAUUAGAGGAAGAAUGCAGAGGAGGCACUGCAGAGACAACAACAACAAUCAAAGACAUGAGAGCAAGUUGGUUGAUCCUUUUUCAGAAACUAGUGUUAGCCAUAAAAACAAGAUCAGUUUCAUUUCUCUGCUCCCUCCUCCACCUCCCCCACCCAGAAUUAUUUCUAAAAUCUUGCCUCCUAAUCUAGAAUCACCACCACCGCCACUCCACCAAUCAAACACUAGUCAAAUCAUGGCACACCAGGUGGAAGAAGCAGGUCAAAGGGGGGAUGAUGACCAAGAAUGGGUUAAUAUGAUAUCAGAGGCAAUCAAGAAGAAACCUAUUAUUCAACUGGUCAAUUCAAGCAGUAGUAGCCAAAUAACUGGCCGGAGGUCCAUAUUUAAUGGUGGUGUGUACCAUCCACAGAGGAUGAUGGCGCCAGCAGUUCAAAUUAGGUCGGUGAUACCAGUGUGUGCAGCUCCGCCCGUUGCCUCCCCCUCUCCGUCAAUCAAAGAAGCUUCUCCGUCACCGUCGGCAGAGCUAGCCUCUGCUCUGAGCAACCUCAAAUUAUGAAGAAAGAAAGAAAGGAAAAAAGAAAUCAUAAUUAGAGCAUGUGUUAGUGUGUUGUUGUAAAAGGCCAGGUGAUCAUGUAUUAAAUUAAAGCCCUAUUUUUGGUUAGUUAAAAAGCAGCAUUAUAUAUAU
Molecule: messenger RNA, 1538 nt
Organism: Erythranthe guttata (spotted monkey flower)
Lineage: Eukaryota; Viridiplantae; Streptophyta; Magnoliopsida; Lamiales; Phrymaceae
Gene: DRB3
Product: dsRNA-binding protein 3
Molecular function (GO): double-stranded RNA binding
Source: RefSeq, a predicted model, not a curated record